AUGAUUGCUUGUUUUUUCUUGGGCAGUGUCCUGGCCUACGGCCUGGUCAUGACAUUCUACAGACUACAUGUCCACCCGUUAAGCAAGUACCCUGGACCCUGGCUCGCAGCUGUCACUGGUCUAUAUGAAAUCUAUUUCGCGGCAUGGGGAGUCGGGUCCUUCGAGGACGAGAUUGAUCGAAUGCACCAAAAAUACGGACCAGUGGUGCGGAUUACUCCAGACGAAGUUCAUGUCCAGGAGCAAUUGUACCACACCAGCUACGCCGACGGCUGGAUCAAAGGCACAGAAAGACUAGACUCUGGCCGAAGCCUCUCAAGCAAACCCAGCCAACGCUUCCAGAUAAAGAAGCGAUCAAUCUCAAGAGCUCGAUCAAUCCUACAGGUGGAAGUCCCCCAGAUCAUCCGCGGUCUGAUACAAAGACACCAACUACAUAGGGUAUUUGGCGCGUCGUUUCCCUUGAUUCCUUUACCAGGAGGGCACGAGACCCGAAGUGAUCCGGAAGAGAGCGAUCUAGAAGAAGGCCAACACAGGGUCGAUCGAACGAUUGGCCCGGUGAUGCCGAACCAAAACAUGGCGAUGUCCUCAACAGCAUGA
Messenger RNA from Penicillium pulvis, 594 nucleotides. RefSeq lists its product as uncharacterized. Bases 1 to 594 code for a protein of 197 amino acids. Lineage: Eukaryota; Fungi; Ascomycota; Eurotiomycetes; Eurotiales; Aspergillaceae. The record is from RefSeq and is a predicted model, not a curated record. The transcript has 2 exons. Gene Ontology annotation, molecular function: oxidoreductase activity, acting on paired donors, with incorporation or reduction of molecular oxygen; iron ion binding; monooxygenase activity.